GCUACUAGGAGCCUCCUGUACGGCAGGACCUGCGCCUCCGGGACCGGGAGGAGGGGAUAUAGCGGCUGGAGAGGCGCAGCUGGACGGACGGAUUUACGCAGCGCGCCCCUAUGUAGUCUGAUUCAGUUUAACGGAGGUGGGGGUGAAAAAAGGAUUUAUUCUGAGGCUGCUAAAGUCCGUUAUCGUAAAGAGUUGGAAACGGAAAAGGGGGUUUUGCAGGAAGGAAGCCGGAGAGGCGAGUGCUUCUCUACCUGGCAUCGCCUCAGGUUAAACUCUCGAGUUAAUUGCAGCAUUCUUUUAUUCAUAAAAUAGUGAUCGCGUUUUUUCUUUCUAUGUAAUUAUAAACUCAUCGGCAUUACUACAAACUCUACUUUUUCCCUGCAAAACAAUUCCAGCUGUCCAAUGAAUGGAGUUGCUUUUUGCCUUGUUGGAAUUCCACCCUACAGAGAAACAGAAGCAAAGGGGCGGAGAGAUGGCCUCUCACCGUCCAAUGAGAACGUGCGGCCGGGCGAGGGCGUGGCCUGGCAGGGCCCGCGCACUGUGGUGCUCCGCAAGAACGCGCAGGGAUUCGGCUUCACGCUGCGCCACUUCAUCGUGUACCCGCCAGAGUCCGCCCUACGCACAGGGCCCAAGGAUGAAGAGAAUGGUAAUGAAAAAGCAUACCAGUGCAGCAACCUAGAACCGAUGGACACCAUCUUUGUCAAGAAUGUGCGAGAAAACGGCCCCGCUGACCAAGCUGGCUUGUGCACAGGGGACCGAUUAGUGAAGGUGAACGGGGAGAGUGUGCUGGGGAAGACCUACUCGCAGGUGAUCGCCCUCAUCCAGAACUGCGAGAGUGUCCUGGAGUUGUCCAUUAUGCCCAGAGAUGAAGAUGUACUGCAGCUGGCAUAUUCCCAGGAUGCCUACCUGAGUGGCAAUGAACCCUACACAGGUGAAGCUCAGGACCUUCCAGAACCUCCUCCCGUCUGCUACCCCCGCAGCAGGGCCCAGUCGCACAUGGGCCACAACCAGACAGACAAACGGGGCUGCUGGCUGGCCCCGGCCCGGGUGUCCUCCCCCCCGGACAACCGCUCAGGGAGGGUCAGCCCAGUCGGCUGGCUCGAGGGCCCAGCCUUGGAGCUACGGGGGCCGAAUAAAGGCAGCCCCACCCACCACACAGAGGAUGUCCAAUAUGGCAUAAGCUCCCAGCAGGCCGUGGGGCAGCCGCGGGGCCACGUGUCCCCUCCCUCUUCCUCGGGACCGGCGCACGCUAGUCCCCUACAUGGCUACUACGGAAACCACAACAUUGGCGCAACAGCCCAGACCCGUGUAGGCGCCCAGCCUUGGCCCAGCCCCCAAAAGGCGGCUCUGAGUAGGAGCGAGGCCCGACAACAGGCGUUGACGGACUGGUACUACAGCCAGGCGCCUGAGCGCAGGGGCCCCUCGAUGCCGCCCCGGUACCGGAGCAUUUCUCAGGACCGUCUGGGCGAGGUGGGCGUUGGAGUGGCGCCGGGUCGUCAACGCAUGGGCUGGCCCCACAGUGCCUCCCAGGACACCCUGCUGCUGCAGCCGGACUCGAGCCAGUACGGCGAUUCCAGCUGGGCUGAGGACUGGGGCAGUACCAGCAAGCAUCGGUCGGGCCGCGCCCGCUCUGAGAACCUUCUCGCCUCCAAAUACCAGCGACACGGCCGCUCAAUGGAGAUGCUGGACCGGGCAGCAAUUGUGGUGUCACCACGUCCGGAUCGGCCUGCCUGGCCACCGCACCAGGCACCAACACCUGCACCCAGGACUGAGGUUCACCAAAAGCGGGGGCCGCGUUACGGAGCCGUGCCCGCGCCCUCUGCAAGUGGAUGUGGGCAGUCGCACCAACAGGAGCAGCCCCCGGCAUCCCAGCCUAGACGGCUGCCCCUGCAGAGCGCGGAUGACCAGCCGGUGGGUUACCGCAGCUACAGCCCGUCCUUCUACCGCAAAGCCGGCCGCCUCAUGCAGGCCCAUUCCUUCAGGGAUCCCUCCUACUCAGGACCCCACUUCAACUGGAACCCCACCCCCAAAACCAGCCCCCAGGAGACCGUCGCCGCCCCCCCUGCCGCUCCGGAACCCCGCGAUGGAACGCAUCGCCCUACCAACCACGAGAGGCCCUGGGAGGAGGAGCAGCCGCACUCUCAGGUCCAGGAGGUGGUGCUGCGGCAGAAGCCCCCUAUAGGCCGCCGGGGGGCCCCCGGCCAGCGGCAGCCGCAUUACGGCCUGCCUGCUGAGACCGCCGAGGCCCUGGGCCUCCAGGGCGAAGGGCCUAACACUGCUACCCCCAGGUCUGUGGACGCCCCCCGCAGAAAAAACGGGGGCCUGGCGCCACUGACCCUACAAGAUGACUCCCUGGCUUCCAUUCCAUUCAUAGAUGAGCCGACGAGCCCCAGUGCAGACCUGCGUGCCCGCCACGUGCCCGCCUCCUCUGUGGUGUCCAGCGUCAUGAGCUCCGCCCCCACCGUCACCACCAGCCCCACCUCCCCCACUUUCGCCUUUCCCCUCACCAGGCUCUUCUCACACGACUGCAGCAGCGUGAAGUCGAACCGCCGCACCUCCUACCUGCAGGCCAUCACCACAGAGCGCUCCAAGUCAUGCGAGGGCCUCAACACCUUCGGGAACGAGGGCCACAUGUUCUCGAUAUUGCCAAAGAGAGUCAAGAGCUUCUUCACGGACGGGUCCCUUGACAGUCUGGCCCCGACGGAGAUCCGCUCCAAGCGCCACUCAACCUCCGAGCUGGGAAGCAUCACCUUCAGCGAUGUCCGCAAGGAGGGCUGGCUGCACUACAAGCAGAUCCUCACUGAGAAGGGCAAGAAGGUGGGCGGCGGGAUGCGGCCCUGGAAGAGAGUCUUCUGCGUUCUGCGCUCCCACUCGCUCUUCCUGUACAAGGACAAGCGGGAGGCGGUGCUGCACGGCGCCGCCCUAGGGGGCGCCACUGGGUCGGGCCACGGUGACGAAGAGCAGCCCAUCAGCAUCCGCGGCUGCCUGGCGGACAUCGCGUACAGCGAGACCAAACGGAAGCACGUGCUGCGCCUCGGCACGCAGGACUUCUGCGAGUACCUGCUGCAGGCCGAGGACCGCGACGGCAUGCUCAGCUGGAUCAAGGUCAUCCGUGAGGGCAGCAAGACCGACAGCGAGGAACUGGGUUCCUGUCGUCAAGCUCUGAUAAACAAGAAGCUGAACGAGUACAGGAAGCACAGUCCGACGGGAAACAAGCCGGACUCAUCUCCCAGAGUGCCCAGGAUAAUACCACCCUUCCUCAUGGCCAAGAUGGACAACGUGACGGGGGCUCCACGCUCCCCCAAGCCUGACAGCAAGGAGGAGAGCAGCCCGCCCAAGUCACCUUGGGGCAUCAACAUCAUGAAGAAGUCCAAGAAGUCUGGGCCUAAGGCCUUUGGGGUGCGACUAGAGGAAUGCCAGCCGGCCAUCAACCACAAGUUCGUCCCCCUGGUGGUGGAGAUUUGCUGUGGGCUGGUGGAGCAGAUGGGCCUGGAGUACACUGGCGUUUACAGGGUACCGGGCAACAAUGCCAUGGUGUCCACACUGCAGGAGCAGCUGAACAAAGGCAUGGACAUCAACCCGACCGAGGAGCGAUGGCAGGACCUCAACGUGAUCAGUAGCCUGCUGAAGUCCUUCUUCCGCAAGCUGCCGGAGCCUGUCUUCACGAACGAUAAGUACAACGACUUCAUCGACGCCAACCGGAUGGAGAACGCGAGCGAGAGGCUCAAGACCAUGAGGAAACUGAUCCACGACCUGCCAGAUUAUUACUUCCACACCCUGAAAUUCCUGAUGGGCCACUUGAAGACUGUGGCGGAUCAUUCUGAGAAGAACAAGAUGGAACCCCGUAACCUGGCGCUGGUGUUUGGCCCCACCCUGGUGCGAACCUCCGAGGAUAACAUGACCGACAUGGUGACCCACAUGCCCGACCGCUACAAGAUAGUGGAGACUUUGAUCCAGCACUUUGAGUGGUUCUUCAGCGAGGACCUGGACAAGGAUGAAAAGACACCAGUAGACAAGGAGGACCAACAGCCAGUCCCAAACAUCGACCACCUGUUGUCCAACAUUGGGAGGACGGGGCCGCUUCCGGAGGCCUCAGAUUCAACCAACAAUGAAUCGGCGAAAUCCAAGGGUUCGUGGGGGUCAAAGCGAGACCUGAAUGCCAAGGACCUGCUCUCCAUCGUGUCCGUCGUCACGCGCGCACGUAAGCGCAAGAAGCCCCUCGGCAGAUGCCCCAUUAGUAACAGCACGGACGAGGACUCGGAAUACGAACCCGGCAAGGCGAGCCACUGUGGUGGGACAGAGGGGGACAGGGCCGAGGACACGGCCCCCAGGGCAGAGGGGGAGGAGGAUGAAGAGGACGAGGAGGAGGAAGAGGAAGGAAGAGAGGCCACAGAGGAGGAGGAGGAGCCCCCAUGCCAGCUGGAGGAGGAGGCGGGGCAAGAGGGCGGGGCCCUGGAGCAGGAGGCGGAGGGAGAGCCAUGCAAGGUGCCGGCGUGGCAGAGCCCGGAUGAUGCACGCUCCAUUGUGUCGGGCUAUUCCACCCUGUCCACAUUGGGCCGUGGCCCCGCCUCUGAAUGGCGGGGAGAAGAGGCGGACGACGAGCGCAGCGAGCUCGUCAGCGAGACGGACAACGAGAGCGGCUUUGCCUCGCGCUCCCUCACGCAGGAGAGGCCAGAGAAGCCGCCGCUGCCCCCACGUAGCUUCCUAUACACCCAGUACAAAUCCUCCACCGUGCUCAGCCCCGCCCCCACUCCUGACCCCACCCCCGCUGAGGCACCCUCCAACCCCAGCGAAAGGAGCGACAGUAGGGCUGAGUCGUCGGCCACUCCUUCUUCCUCCUCGUCUUCCUCUGCCACACACAAGCUUAACCCCCGGCAGUCCUUCAACUCCCACAAGCUCAUCCAGUGCGACACCCUGGCACGCAAAAAGACGAAGGCAGAAAGAGCCAAGGGACGGUCCCUCAGCUCCGAGCAGGUGCUGGAGCCAGCCAAUGAGGAAGAUCGGACGGACGAUGGGCAGGCUUCAGUGGCACCGGCCAGCCAAGCAGAGGCAAGCAGACGAGGGGGUGCCGGGCAGAGCCACACCCCACCCCCGGCGCACAGUGCCAAUCUGACAUUCUUCUCGCCAGCUGCCACAGGGUGGGGUUUGCUGGCCGAACAGGUGCGGACACGCAUCCUGGGGUCCGCCGAUGACCUACGGGGUGUCGGCCUGCGGAAGCCAGUGUCGCCCGAGACACGGCGGCGGAGGCGGGCCUGGCGCCGGCACACCGUGGUGGUUGGUCCUGGCACGCAUAGUACCGACCCUAUACCUGUGCAGGACCCACCCACGGCGGACGCACCCAAGCCCGCCUCCGAGCCGCCGGGUCACGCUGCGCCUCCCCCAGCGUCGGAACCCGCGAGACAGUCCGAGCACAUUGCUGCCAUGGCACGACAGACGUCCCGCUUUCACCAGUGUCUGUAGCGGCCGUCAUCUGUCUGCAUGAUGGGAGGGGAACUUAGGGCAACCCCUCACUGGGCCACCAAGAAUGGCUGCCUGCAGUAACAGCUGGCAAAUCAUCAAUUUUGGGGGGGGGGGGGGGUUACAGUGACAGGCUUGGCUUUGACGAAUACAUCCCAGAGGGUCAUCUCAUCUGCUUCCACAGUCAGGCCUCAUCUGCAAGGCAGCAGAGCCGUACAGCGUUGCCAAAGAUUUUUCCGACUGUACAAAACUGUGACUGUUUAUCGAGACAGCUGGGGUUGAGAGGGUGAGAGGGUGGGGUGGGGGGUGGGGGGGGCACGUUUAACCUGAGGUGCACAGAAACAGCAACUGCGAGCCCUGCUGAGUAAGUCAUUCUAGGGUUGCCUGGCGACAGCCAGCUGUGUCACAGGAGUCGCCACGGCGACUCGUCUACAUGGAUACGCACUCACGGGAAGGACAGGCUGACAGACAUAGGAACAGAUACACACACAAGCACCACACCGCUGCUGUGGCACACCAAGGGCACGGCAGCUCAGGGCGUGCUUCCUUACCCUUAUUAAUAAACGUCAGAGAUUCCCCCCUCACCUCCACAAACCACCAGCCUACUGACCCCCCAACCCCCCAUGACCUCAGCUGUAAGUCUCACCCCCCUAACACGUCCAUCUGGAAAUGCGCAAAUGAACCAGUAUGACUGCGCCAAAAAAAAACUGUAUGGGUAGGAGUGUGUGUGCGCGCAUGUGUGUGUGUGUACAUUAACGCGUGUGGAACUGUUUUGUAACAUUUGUACAGAGCCUUGCUAAGUUAACCUUGUGUAUAUAUUAUAUAUAAUACAUUAUAUUAUUUUUUUCCAUUGUUUACAACAGUGCAUUCAGGUGCACAAUCACUUCCUUUAAGAUGUUACUUGAAAUAUUUCCCUUAAUUAUCUUUUUCUUUUGUUUUAUAUGCAGUAUAUUAUAUAUUUUUUGUAUGGGGGAAAAAAGUACUUUUAUUGUGAUUUGAAUCAUCUGGGUGUUCCUGUGUAAUACUAAAAAAAAAAAAAAAAAAACGACUAAACUCAACAAAAAGACUUCUGUCUUUCUCUGUUGCUGAGUAACAAAAAGAAAUUCCUAAAUCGGAUUGAAGGGAAAUAGCUAACCUAAGGUCAUAUACCUUAAAUAAAAUAAAAUGACCGGCAUUCCACUUGUUGUUACGACUGGCGGGGUCUGCUGAAGUUAGAUGCUUCUGAUACAGUGAAUCGUGUCCAGUGCGACUGGACAGUGUCUCGCCGGGACUCUCUUGGUCCCAAGUCCAGCACUUCAAAAUUUCAUGUUUUUUUGGAAAACCAACAGACAGCUACUUUCACAUCGCUAAAGCUUUACUGGUAUUAAACCCAUUUUCUGAAGAAGGAAAAAAACGUAUAAUUUUACCUCUUUACCCUAUUUUCUGUGGAAGGUUUUCAAAACAGUGACCAAGAUUCAUUUAAAUUCACCUUCCCCAAAAUUAAUAAAGUUCCGCCCAUUAGACUAUUUUGUUAACUGGUUCCAUAUAAUUUCUCAUAUGGAAACAAAAGCCAAUUCAGGUAGCCUAUAAGAGGUCAACUGAAACAAAUUAUAUCCUGGUUACGCAUCAUGUCACUAUAAAGGGCCUGGUUAUUAAAUAUUAACGCACGAUAUGAAAAAGACCAAAACAAUUUAGCCUAUGCAAAAUCGCGGCACUUUUUCAAUGAGGCGCCAUUUGCAGCAGCGGCGCCUCCUUGGUCGUGUAUAUAACUCCACCGAUCCGUUACCAUUCACCGAGAAAGAACAAUUGGCGGGAGAAUCGUUUUAGGUUUUGUUGUGAAUGCCAUCACCUCCAUAACUCUACAGCAGCAGAGAUCGCCAGUUUUAUUUUUCAUAGUUUUUUUAAUGAUUUUUCCAUUUAUGCAUUUCCUGUACUGAAAGAACUUAGGCAAGAAGAGUGUCUCUUGUGGAGUGUAGUCUGAUCGCGUCAUGUGUCCCCACCACAGGAUAUAUAUAUUUAUAUAUAUAUAUAUAUAUAAACAAAAAAACAAAAACUGAUGGUGCCAGCUCCUAAUUUGUUUUCGCCAAGUUUAUGUGAAUGAAUCCGUUGCUUUGCUAAUGCAGUCCUUUGGUGUGGCAGCUCUAAGAACAAUGGACAAUGGGAAACUUUUAGUAACUAUCUCCCAGAAAAGCGCCUACUGGUGACCACUGACCAUUGUUGUCUACUGUUAUUGUGUCGUUUUAGAGAUAAGAGUGUAUUCAUUCUCAAUGCAAAUACUAUGGCGCUUUAAAAGUUACAGUUGGUCUUGUCCAAUUGAUUUUGGAUUCUAAUUCAAAGAAUUAAAAAAAAUACGUUUUUUGUUUCUAUAGACCAUGCAUAGAAAAACGUGAUACGUUGCCCUAAAGUAUAGGCCCUACUUAAUUGUAUAUGCAAAUGAUUACAUAUUGAAAUGUAGCAUGGAACUGAUUGUUUAUGCUGUUAUUGAACACAAGACAUUUAGAUGUGUUUUAUUAAAACCGUAUACGUGUCACCUGUGUGCUAUAUAAGUUUAAUAUGUGAAAACAACUACAUUUGCCAUGCAGUGCAUUGGGUUUGUGAAUGUUAAAGGUGAAAUAACAGCGGGCAUGAUUUGCCUUUGCUUAUUUUGGGAAUCGCCGCAUUUAUUACAUGACAACAGUUAAACCAGUGCAUUUUGUGAUGCGGUAGAGGUAUAUGAGUUUUUGUGACAGUCCAACCAAACUGGGUUCUGAAGUAUUCGUCAGUUUUUACCAUGUUGUAUGCCAUUAGAGAUUAUAAUAUAUUCAUGAGCUGCUUUCGAUUCGCCCUGUCUGGCAAGGUGGUUAAAACUGCUGUGAAAUGGUUUUUCGUAUCAUUUCCCUGCCUUUAAUAUAUAUCUUAGAGGUGCGCUGAAAGUACCUCAUUUUUACGCCUAUCCCACACUCUUCCGGUCACACUAAGUAAUUCUCUGCUUAUUUAUACGGUCAUCUUGUAUUUCGCCACACAUUUCAAAGUUUGAAGAAUUCAGGGAAUGAUAAAUAAAGGAGCAUGCACAGAAAUUGCAUUUACCUCACUCUGAAGCACACUGAGACGAAGCAGUUUCUUCUCUCAAAAAAAUGUAUUUUAUAAGAAUCUGUCAGGAAGAAAUGUGCGAUGUGUUCGUUUUUUUUUUUUUUUUUUUUUUUUCAAGAAAGCAUAUGAGAAACCAAAGGUGACAUACAAAAAAAAUGUUGUCUGUGUGAAAACUCUGAAACAUGUAUUGUAUGAUAGUGCUAACUGUCCAUUUUCCAAAAAACAGCGUCAAACGUCAUAUAGGUCCUGUGUGAGGUUUACACCUAAAUUUAAGAAUAAUAAUGCGAAUAAUUUUAUGUCCACCGUAUCUGAAAUUGAUAAUGUAUGCAACCUUUGUGGUUUUAGUUUGAUAUGUUUGUAUAUAUUGUCUCAGAACGUGUAACAUAUUAUGUAAAGGACUUUUACAUCAUUGUUAGUGAAUUCCGUCAUAUCAAAAUGUCCUAACUGACUGCAUGACACAGGUCCCUAAUUCUUACAUGGCUCGCUACUCUAAAAUGCUAGUUAUUGAACGGAAAUAUAUGUUUUAAAUAAAAAAGAAUGGGAAAAAAAA
Brienomyrus brachyistius is the source of this 9055-nucleotide messenger RNA. It is a transcript of the gene arhgap23a, whose product is annotated as Rho GTPase activating protein 23a. Gene Ontology annotation, biological process: signal transduction. The record is from RefSeq and is a predicted model, not a curated record. Gene Ontology annotation, molecular function: protein binding. Lineage: Eukaryota; Metazoa; Chordata; Actinopteri; Osteoglossiformes; Mormyridae. The transcript is spliced from 24 exons. Bases 403 to 5460 code for a protein of 1685 amino acids.